AUGGACCACUUCAAGACAGUCGUGGAACUGACCGGGGUCGAGCAGCUCUGCUUCAACUGCCGAGCACUUCUCGACGACGAGCCGAAACACCGCAUCCAUGGACAUCUUCUCUGCGACGAGAGCGCCGACAUCGUGUCGCUGCUUCGAGUGCACAACUGGCGCGUGUGCCUCGUCUGCGCCUUGGCGGGCGAGGCCGACGACAUCGACUGCGCGGACAUUCAGAAUUUCCUGGACAAACCGAACACGUUUGUGAAGCAGUAUGACCGGAGACACUGCCCUGUCUGCGACGACGCGGACGACCCUCUGUUUACGCCAUGCGGUAGGCAGCCCCGAAUGCGCAACCAGUUCCAGGCCGCUGACGAUGCAGGCCACGUCGUUUCCACCGCCUUGGCGCUGGUCGCGGCGCAGUCGACAUUUCUCGUGCGGGAGCAUGUUGAGGUCGUCUCCAGGAGCGGCCGCGGAUAG
Messenger RNA from Cordyceps fumosorosea ARSEF 2679, 465 nucleotides. RefSeq lists its product as hypothetical. The coding region runs from base 1 to 465 and encodes 154 amino acids. NCBI's taxonomy places the organism in Eukaryota, Fungi, Ascomycota, Sordariomycetes, Hypocreales, Cordycipitaceae. The transcript has 4 exons. The record is from RefSeq and is a predicted model, not a curated record.